AUGUCCGCCCUNUCCAACUGGUUUGGCAACAAGAGAAUCAGGUACAAGAAAAACAUCGGGAAGUUUCAAGAAGAAGCCAACCUUUACGCUGCCAAAACAGCCGUGACGGCAGCUCACGCCGUAGCCGCUGCUGUCCAAAACAACCAGACCAGCUCGCCCACCACACCAAACUCUGGUACUUCCGCUUCUUUUAACCUUCCUAAUUCUGGGGACAUAUUCAUGAAUAUGCAGAAUCUGAAUGGGGAGAAUUACCAGGGGUCUCAAGUUGGAGCCAAUGUGCAAUCACAGGUAGGAGACAACACAAAAAAAAAUGGGGGAAAAAAAAACCAAAAGAAAAAAACCGACGCCCCCCCCUAA
This is a messenger RNA of Thamnophis sirtalis, 357 nucleotides long. Lineage: Eukaryota; Metazoa; Chordata; Lepidosauria; Squamata; Natricidae. The record is from RefSeq and is a predicted model, not a curated record.